AUGAAUAGAAUGAGUCGGGCAUAUUUUCAAAUGUGGAGGUGCGAAGGGUUGGGAUGUCCUACUACUAAUAAUCAUCAAGCUAGGACGGUGGUAUCAUCGUCGGGUGGUGAGAAGGAUCAUGAUUGGAGGCGCACCAAUUCAAUAUUAAAAUUAUUUAAUCUUUUUGAUCGGAAUAGUAGCAAUAGUAGUGGUGGUUAUAAAUAUUGUAAAAAUAAUUUUUCCAUGAUGAUGAUAAGUUUUGGAGUGAUGAUCAUGUUGUUAAUGUCAUUAUUGAAUAGUACGAGUUUUGUGAAUGCUGCUGAAGUGCCAUUAUUAUUGGGAAGUGGAUCUUCACUUGUUGAAGAAUUUCAUAAAGAAGCAGCAAAUUAUUUUAUUGGAUACAUGAGAAGAAGUGUCGAUGUAAUGUAUGAUGCCUCUGGAUCGGGGACUGGUGUGAAAAAUUUAUUUAAUUCGAAUGGAGUUUAUUCAUUUGCAGCAACUGAUUAUGGAUUAAAGGCAGCUGACAGAAAAAUUAAUACAGAUGCAAAAGUGUUGCCAAUCAUGACAACAUAUAUUUCAAUAAUUAGUAAUAUUGAAGGAUUGAAGGGUGGUUAUUCAAUUACCUUUUCCCAGGAGGCGCUUGUAGGAAUAUUUAAUGGAACCAUUUCCAGAUGGAAUGACCAAACAUUGCAAUUGUUGAAUCCAUCACUUGCACUCCCAAAUACAUCAAUUUAUGUGGUUGUUAGAAAUGAUUCAAGUGGCACUACUGACAUGCUCACUACUGGAUUAUCAUCAUUUUCAAAGGAGUGGGCUUCAACAUAUGGAUCGGGAACUUUAAUCAAAUGGUCAUCCCUCUUAUCGAACAGAAUAAUCUAUGCAGAGGAUGCCAAAGAUGUUUCUUUCAUCAUUACUAGCACACCAAACACUAUUGGGUACUCUACACCUACUACUUUUGAGCAGCAUGCUCCAGCAACUAUCAAAACAAAAUUAGGAGCUUCUGUCACUCCCUCAUCGAGCUAUCUAAAAGGUGUAAUAACAAGUGGAAUAUCAUUUAAUGAGAAUUUUAUGCAUCCUUCUGUGGUUAUAGAUAGGCCAGAUAUUUACCCAUUCGUUGGUGUUUCUUAUAUUGUCUAUUUGUCAUCCACAAUGAAUGAUUGUGUAAAGGCUACUUAUUUGGGCAAGCUUUUGGAAUAUUAUACUUCAGAUAGAGCUACCAAGAUUAUUGAGGAUGCCGCCUUUUCUUCACUCUUCAUUGAUGCAUCUGUAAAGGAAAGAUAUAUGGGAUAUUUGAAAAAUUUCACAUGUAAUGGUAAACCUGUACUGAGUUCCAGUUCCAUCACUCAAUAUUCGAUAGCACUUUUAAUUUUAUUGAUUAUUCAAUUAUUAUGUAUUUUAUAAGUUAUAUAUUUUACAAAACCAAAGCAAAUAAUGCAACGAUAACCAUAAUUAAGGAAACAAGAUGCAUACUCAAUACAUUUGCGCUAUUAACUCUUGUAUCGAAAGUGGUAUAUGUUUGUACAUAAUCCAAAUAACUUGUAACAUUUGUAUAGAUACCUCUAUUUGAAACCGAUCCUGCAGUUCCACAUCCGUUAGGUCCAAAACUAACAAUACCAAAAACAAUAUAAUCAUUUGUAGAAUUAGGAGCUUUGUAAAAUAAUGGCCCUCCAGAAUCACCUUGACAGCUAGUUAUCAUUAAUUAAUUAUUGGAAUUAAUAUUUUCAACUUAAAUAAUGAGGAAUAAAUACACCUACCUGUCAU
Naegleria gruberi is the source of this 1737-nucleotide messenger RNA. RefSeq names its product periplasmic phosphate binding protein-like protein. The record is from RefSeq and is a predicted model, not a curated record. Bases 1 to 1377 code for a protein of 458 amino acids. The transcript has 2 exons. NCBI's taxonomy places the organism in Eukaryota, Heterolobosea, Eutetramitea, Acrasida, Naegleriidae.